Aspergillus pseudotamarii is the source of this 1055-nucleotide messenger RNA. RefSeq lists its product as uncharacterized. The record is from RefSeq and is a predicted model, not a curated record. The transcript is spliced from 2 exons. NCBI's taxonomy places the organism in Eukaryota, Fungi, Ascomycota, Eurotiomycetes, Eurotiales, Aspergillaceae. The coding region runs from base 4 to 690 and encodes 228 amino acids.
AGUAUGUCGUGCUAUUCGCUUCACUCGGACAGGAUAUCUUCCAACUUUGAUGCAGAUCUGCCCUGCGGCAUUCCGAAUUCAACUUAUCCUCAUGUGCAAUGUUGUGUAAAAGGUGACUAUUGUAUGAGCAAUGGCAUCUGCCACUAUUAUAAAAAUAAUUCAGACCAAGGAUACUAUACCGCGGAUUGCACCGAUCCAACACUCCAGGAUUCGGCAUGCAUGACCCGAUGUGGCGCCCAACCUGGAUCAAUCAUAGCUUAUGACGAAAAUACAGGGCUUUGGGCCUGUUGCACAUACACUAGCGAUGGAAAGUCCAAUUGCUCCAACCUUUCUGAUGAGAAAUUCCCUGCUCCAGCACCCAGCAAACUAGUUACAAUGCAGUAUCUCCCUCCCACCGGCACCCCGGAAUAUGCGACCCCAACUGAUGUAAUGUCCACACCACUCGUGAACUCUACCAGUAACCAAAUAGGCGCCGGCGCUGCAGCUGGGAUUGGGGUAGGGGUUGGUGUUGGUGUGUUUUUGCUUGCAACGACUGCUGCAUUCUUCUAUAUCCGACGGAGGAGAUCAUCGCAACACAAUGUAGCAGCUUCGAAGACUUGGACCGAGUCAGUGUCUGCAGUGCAGCAGCCGCAGACAGUUGUCAGAUAUGAGCUUGGGAAGCCCGAACCCCGUCCACAGGAGCUUGCAUAACGAGCUUCGAUUGUUGAAAUGGAUUUGUGUAUUUUUAUUAUACUUGGGCUUUGGAAUCGACCUCGUCGAGAAUCACACCAGUGGAGGGGAGGUUCAGCACCACAGUCACAUACGCCGAUAUCUAGAAGAACUACUGGCAUCGACAAAUCAACUAUUUAGAUAUUCCUUGGAUUUCCAUCUGUCCCGAACACUGGAACUGUUGUGUCUAUUUCCGCUGGAGAUGCCAUGUCCUUGUUUUGCCUAACCCACCAUCAGCAGAAUUAGAAUGUGGCUUCGGCCACGUCUUCUCUCUCCACACUAGCAUCUCUAUCGAUGCAAUGAGAACUGCUUUUAGGGACACCCUAACACCGACACCGACAGCAAAG